This is a messenger RNA of Leptinotarsa decemlineata (Colorado potato beetle), 2563 nucleotides long. Its product is annotated as tetratricopeptide repeat protein 27. Gene Ontology annotation, molecular function: protein binding. NCBI's taxonomy places the organism in Eukaryota, Metazoa, Arthropoda, Insecta, Coleoptera, Chrysomelidae. The record is from RefSeq and is a predicted model, not a curated record.
AUAGGAAGAAUUAACCAAACCUGUAACCAAACAUUUUUAGGUUAACGAGUAACAAUGUGUGUGUGAAUGGUCUUGAUUUUUGUAGGUGAAUUCUAAAUAGUUUUCUAAAUAAUUAAAUUGAAACUUUUUCUUGAAAUGUACGUAAUUUCUCUAAUACACCAUGGUUGAUAUAAAAAGUUCCUUAUCCGAUUAUUUGCUUGUCACUAAGAAAUUAUCUGGUUCAGAAAAUGAAGAAAAAAACAAGGACGUUUGGGACCUUUAUUGUUGUGUAGCAUGCGAAGAUAAUUGGAAGAUCUUUUUUGAUCAGUCAUUUGAUAAAAGUCAACUGAAAAUUCACUUCAGUUCACUAACAGAAGAUGAACGCAUAAAAAUUUUCAAGUUUGGUAUAUCUUGUAUUAUAUGUUUCGUGCAGAUCAAUUUCACAGGACCAGAUUUCAGUAACACCGUAGAAGAUUUUCUUAAAAAAGACAUUUUCGAACCUUUUUCCUUUCAUAAACUUUUGUCUGUUAAUAACGAAGAUAUAAAUGUGAAUACUAAGUCACCAUCACUAUUAGUGGUUUCCAAGCUAAUUUUCGAAUGUUGCCCUGUUGAUAAUAACAUCAAUAAUUGGUGGUACUGGAGAUCAAUUUUAAUUCACCAGCAAAUUCUAGACGAAUUGAGUCCAACUCUCCGUUCAGAUGCCGAUCGCCUCUACAAGCAUUUCCAAGUUGAUCCCAAAAUAAAUGGAGUGAUAAAAGCCUCGCUUGAUAUUGAAGUUGCUCAGUUAUACUUACUAUUUAGACAUGUCUCAAAGGCUAAGGAUCAUAUUUUAGCAGCCAGUGCCUUACUUGGAGUUCGAUAUGAUCUAGUAGGGGUCCUUGGGAAACGUACAAAAUAUCAAGAAAAAGAACUAGCUCAAUUAUCUCUAAAAGUAACUCUAGAAAAAAAUGAACAAGAAGAUGGAUCUGAAGGAGAUGACCACAAUGUACCAAAAAAUAUUUCUUUGAAUGAUGAUACUCGUCUGGACUCCAUAGAACUUUCAGAGCCUGAUGCCGAAAAUGCUAGAAUAGCAAACUCUGAGCAGAAAUUAUUCAUCAAUAUUGUCCAAGAAAUGUUGAUUGCCAAACCCCAGGAUGAGUUACAAACAGAAGAAUUGCAGCCUUUUGUAAAUAUGGUCCUAAAGCAAAAAAAUAGUUAUGCAGUCAGAAUAGCUGCUUUGUUGUUGAGGUGCAAGCUAGAAAUGAAAAAUAAAAGGACAGUCGAAAGGUCCUUGAGUCAAUGUGAAGAAAUAAUCAACAGUUUCAAAAAGGAAGAGCCUCCUGUAUUGAAGAGGAUAGCAGAUGUGUUUGCUACUGGCAUGCCACCUAUUUGGAAAGUUGAGAAACAACAUGCAGAUUUAUUGUUGAAUUUAGGAUUGGUCAAAAAUGCGCUUGAUAUAUUCCUGAAAAUUAAAAGGUGGGAGGAGGUCAUAGUGUGCUACACAAUUCUAGAAUUGAAACACAAAGCUGCUGAAAUUAUCCAGGAACAACUAAAGGAAAACCCCUCUGUUAAACUCUGGUGUCUUUUGGGAGAUGCUACCGAAGAUGUAAGCUGUUAUGAAAAGGCUUGGGAAUUGUCUAAACGCCGAAGUCAUAGGGCUCAACGUCAUUGGGGUAACUAUUUGUUUGUUAGAAAACAAUAUGAGGAAUGCAUUCCACAUUUUGAAAAGUCUGUCAGUAUAAAUCCUUUGCAAUCCAAUGUGUGGUCUCGUCUCGGUUUUGCUGCUCUCCAGAUAGAAAAUUGGCAAACGGCUGCUACAGCUUAUAGACGGUAUACUAACUUGGAACCUGAUGGAUUUGAGGCUUGGAACAACCUUGCUCAAGCUUAUAUUAAAAUAGGAAAUAAACGGAAUGCUCAUCAGGCAAUUCUGGAAGCUCUGAAAUGCAAUUUCGAUAACUGGAAAGUAUGGGAAAACCUUUUGUUAGUAAGUUGUGAUAUUUCAAACAUUUCCGAUGUGAUUAGAGCUUAUCAUAGGUUAUUAGAUCUAAAGGGAGACUAUAUAAAUGUUGAUGUAUUGAAUGUGUUAGUGUACAAUGUAUGUAAUAAUGUGAAUGAUUGUGAGGGGCAGCCGUCACAACGUUUUUUACAAAAAACCAGGGAAUUGUUAGGGCGAGUUAAUUCUAUCUCUCCCAGCAAUGGCUAUAUAUGGGAACUCUAUGCCAACUUAGCUCCGUCGAUUUUGUUGCGCGCUCAGAGACUUCAGAGAGCUUACAGAGGCUAUACCCAAGGUUCGUGGGAUAAAGAUCCAAAAAUGUGUAAACAUGUGUUGUAUGUUUGUGUUAAAUUAGCAGAAAUUGUACUUGAAAGUGAUAUGGAUCCCAAAGACACUAUAAUAAAUUCCAUUAGGUUGAAUAUAAGUUCUGCAAUCACAGCUAUAAAGAAACAUGAAUGGGAGGAUACUCGAGAAUCACUCACUCAGGUGUCGGGCCUUUUUGAAAAAAUCCUUGGAAAAGUUAAGAUGGAAGCCAAGUCUGGUAAAAGUAAUUAGAUGAUUUUUAUUUUAAUUGUGUGAUGCAUUUUCAUUAAAAUUUUUAUUUCAAAUAUC